GGCAGUGGGACAGAGCAGGCGAGUGCAAAGGAGGUACGAAGUUGUGAGCAAGUGCUGGCAUCAAUCCUACAAUUCCUCAACACAAGAGAGGCCACCAUCUCUGAUUCAGCAAAGAUGACGUCACUGAAAUCACAUGACUAAGGAGGAUUGAGAUUUGCAUAUCUCUAUCAACAGUACUGGUUUCAUAGUUCUACUAUUCCAAGCAGAUGAUGUAUACACUCUCAGUAUGAUGGCGAUGUUUUGGGCAGCAGUUGUCUUCUACAUGUGUGAACAUACAGUGGAAGUUUAUGGAACGGCUGAUACAGAUACAUUGCCAACCACUUUGGCGAGCACGGUUACGUCCACUGCUUUACCCACUGUCUUGCCCACAGAAGAUGAGAGCAUCAAACUUGUGGAUUGGCUCACGAAGUAUGGAUACCUCCCACCCCCUGAUCCCUCUACAGGUCAGUUACAGGCCUGGACCGCUGUCACUCAAGCAGUGAAGAAAAUGCAGAGGUUUGCUGGUUUGGAUGACACAGGAGUGUUAGAUGAAGAGACUGUUCAACUGAUGCAGACACCCCGGUGCUCACUCCCGGACGAUGAUGACCAAACCAUUCAGACAUCGGCACUACACAGUGAUAUGCAAAAUCAAAGGAUGAAAAGAGCAGCUUCUACCUGGACAAGAAGAAAUAUAAACUGGAGGCUGCGUUCUUACCCCGCCUCCUCUAAACUGUCCCGUGAAAUGAUUCGCUCCCUAGUGUACUAUGCACUCAGAGUGUGGGCCGAUCCAACAUUACUUGAAUUCCAUGAGGUGCGAGGACCAGAGGGGGCGGAUCUCCAGAUAGAUUUCUUGCGCGGUUCCCAUGGAGACGGAUAUCCCUUUGAUGGAGCAGGUGGAUCUGUAGGCCAUGCCUUCUUUCCAUCAGAUCCAGACAGGGCAGGUGGAGUUCACUUGGAUGCAGAGGAGGAAUGGGCCUUCAGACAACCAGCAACGGAGGGCACAGAUCUGUUCACUGUGCUAGUGCACGAGCUUGGUCAUGCCCUCGGACUGAUCCAUUCAUCUGCACGUCAAUCUGUAAUGCGUCCAUACUACCAGGGGCCCCUAGGAGACCCACUACACUUCAGCCUGGGACAUCAUGACCUUCAACACAUCACAGCUCUUUAUGGUAAGAGUGGAAACCAUGUUCCAACUGACAAACCUCUUCUCGUGACGGAGGCUCAAUUGCGUCACCGACAUGGCGGAGUACACAGACUCACACACAUGUACAGACACGCUCAUAGCCAUUUGGACAGUUCUGUGGAUCGCUGUAACACCAGUUUUGAUGCAGUUGCUAAGAUUCGAGGAGAGAUCUUCUUCUUUAAAGGGCAGAACAUGUGGAGAGUGAGCAGAGGUGGUCUGGUGUCAGUCAGGGCUGUUCCUGUACACAGACUUUGGUCGGCUCUUCCUUCGUCACUUCCUCCACUGCGAGCGGUUCUGGAAAGACACACAGAUCAUGCCAUCAUCUUUAUCAGUGGUUCCCAGGUUUGGCUUUUUAAGGAUCUGUCACUCCAAGAGGGUUUCCCUCAGCCUCUGUCUACUCUGGCUCCUGAGGACUCAGAAGGAGGGUGGCAAGGUUUGCACUGGGACCCAAAGCAGGGUGUGGUGUGGGGGUCUGUGAGAGAAGAUGGAAAGAAAGGAGAGGAAAGCGAAGUCUGGAGAGAGCUCAUUGAAGAAGGAGUGAAUGGAAUUAUCAUGGAGAAUGACGACGAGAGAGAAAGGACUGGAGACUUUAAGGGUUCAACCUACCUUUUCAAAGGCAAUUCCUACUGGAAAUUUACUCACCCAGGCUCCGCCCCUGCAGAAGGAUACCCUCGGCUUCUGGCCACUGAUUGGUUGGACUGCCCUCAGCCGUCCUCUUACAGCCCUGGCGACAUCUCUUUGAUCUCUCACUAUGGUCAGCAGGAGCUUCGUGAGCAGAAAGGGCAAAGAAUAAUCGACCAGAUCAUUCACAAAGAAAAAACCGAAAGAGAUAACCCUCUUCGCUGGGACUGUCCAUGUCUAAACAGUGCAGUGACUCAAAGUGGACCUAUUUUACUACUGCCCAUUUUAUUUCUGAUCACUGGGGCUUGUUAAUAUUUUCCACAUCCAAAUUUACACAGUCAUACAUACCCCAAAAUAAAGUUUUCCUUGACUUCCAAUCUCUAACCAAAGGAAGUGACUAAAAUAGUUAGUAAGAAGAUUUAUAACAACCAUUAUACUGAGAUUAAAUUCUAAGAUUAAAAAAACUUCAUAGUGUUGUUACAUGCAGUUUUACCAAACAACUGACUUUCUAUCUCUGUUAAUUCCUGUUUUAGUUGCUAAAACCCCUUUUAAUGCUAUCUUUCAUAUCAAAAGUCAUGCGGUACAUCAACAAAUGAACCGAUGUUAAUGAUUUACAGUUCAGAGUCUGUCAGCUCACUAAAGAUUAUGGAGACCUCAAAUAAUAUUGUGCUAUAAUUUAGAUGUGUAAUGAUAUAUUCAUACAGUAUUUUGAUUAUGACGAUGCAGAGAGCAAAUCUCAUAAAAUAAUGUGAUUUAUUCAUAGUUUUAUUUGCUUUUUUCAAAUAACGUACUACCGGGCAGAUGGAAGGAUCUGUAAAGAUCAGUAAAGUGUCAUUUACAGAACAAACUCUAUCGUAAUUAAAUAAAAAUGAAAAUGCUGUGUACAUUUGAUUUAAUAUAUUUUAUGGAUACUAUUAUUAUUAAUAUAUUUUAUAAAUAACAUUUUUGUUUAUCAAUUUUCUCUAUUUUUAUUUUUUUUUAAAUGUACUUAAAGAUUGUACCAAUAAAAAGAAAAAUAAGAACAUUAUUUUAUUUCACAAUUACUUGCAUAUUGUGUCACCUCAGGAAUUAC
This is a messenger RNA of Onychostoma macrolepis, 2852 nucleotides long. RefSeq names its product matrix metallopeptidase 17b (gene mmp17b). Lineage: Eukaryota; Metazoa; Chordata; Actinopteri; Cypriniformes; Cyprinidae. Gene Ontology annotation, molecular function: zinc ion binding; metalloendopeptidase activity. The transcript is spliced from 12 exons. Bases 227 to 2092 code for a protein of 621 amino acids. Gene Ontology annotation, cellular component: extracellular matrix. The record is from RefSeq and is a predicted model, not a curated record. Gene Ontology annotation, biological process: proteolysis; collagen catabolic process; extracellular matrix organization.